AUGGCAGUGCCGCGGAAACGGCGUUGCAGCUCUUUGGAGCUGGGCGAGGCAGUCUCGAAGAGAUUCCGCCGUGCCCAUCAGCUGCUGCAAGCGGCUAUUGAGCCACCCCCACCACGAGGGGAUGAAGAGGAGGAAGGUGCGAUGCUGGAAGUGCUUCCUGCAAAAUGGCCUGGCUGUGCCGCGCGGCUUCUGUCCCUGCGCGCAGCAUCCAGGACUCUAGCGCCGAGUGAGGACAUUCCUCCUGGGACGAUAGCAGGAGCUUUAAUGCAGCCGCUUGCUCCAAGCCCGACGCAGUCUCUUAGAAUUCCGCCACCCGGCACUUUGCAGUGGGACAUCCCCUACUCCAAGCGAGCCGCCUUUGCUUAUGGCAAGGACGUGCGAGACGGCUGGCUAAGAGCUCGACCCCGAUACCUGGGAUAUGCUGAGUAUGCAAGCUGGCUGUCCUCCGCAGUGCCAGAUGCCGAGCUUCGGCCACCCUCGCAGAAGGAGGAAGCGGAGGCAUCAGGGCUCGAACUCUUGCGACUCCUAGCAGCGCUGAAGAUGCCAAAGAAGAAGCGUCGUGUGCCGCCGAUCACCCCAGAGGAGGAGAAGUUGGCGGAGGACGCCUUGUUUGGACAGGGCAGUGGGGACGAGGUCGUCGCCUCGCGCUUCAGUGUGGAGGUGACUCGAAGGCAACUAGAAUGCCUGCGGCCGGGAGAGUGGCUGAAUGACGAAGUCAUCAACUUUUACUACAAGUUGCUGCAGGAGCGGAGCAAAACGAUCGCAUCAUCACCAAAGAGCUGGUUCACCAAUUCAUUCUUUUGGCCCAAGCUCAGUGGCAACAACAAGGAAUACAACUACAAAGAAGUGAGGAGGUGGACAAUAAAAGCAAAGGUUGACAUCUUCGAUAUGGACUAUGUUAUAUUCCCGAUGAACAUUGCCGAGACUCAUUGGUCGAUGGGGGCCAUCGACAUGAGAGAAAAGGGUUUCCGCUACUUCGACUCGAUGUUCAGCAAUCCGCCGUCCAACUUCGUGGCUUUCCUCCGUCGCUAUCUGGCUGAUGAGCACAAGGCCAAAAAGAGCAAAGAUCUCCAAGGCGUGGACGACUGGAAGCUUUUGACCCCUGAGCCUCCGGUGCCGCAACAGCGUAAUGGGUACGACUGCGGCGUUUUCACUUGCUUCUUUGCAGACUGCUUGUCUGCAGGGAAGUCGUUGGGAUUCGACCAGGAAGACAUGCCGACCCUCCGGAAGAGGAUCGCUGCGCGCAUCAUGAAGGCAGAUGAGAAGUUCGACCCGAUUCUGUAG
Molecule: messenger RNA, 1284 nt
Organism: Symbiodinium sp. CCMP2592
Lineage: Eukaryota; Dinophyceae; Suessiales; Symbiodiniaceae
Source: the annotation of a GenBank genome assembly